UGGCAAAGUGCUUUAUUGCAUGAUAAAUCCUCGUCGAUAUGUAUACAAAUUACUCAAGCUGACAAUGAAUCUGAGUCAGUUAACUCGUUAGAAAAUGAUACAUCUUCAUUAUAUUCGGUGUCACAAUUUAUUUUUACAAGCAAAUUGUUGCCUCAAAUGCCAAAUAUUAAUAAUGAAAAAACUACCGAAAUUGGUACUUUAGCUUCACAACUUACUGAAUUAGAGAUUGAUGAGAAAACAUCAAGCGAUGAAAAAGAUAAAGGUGACAAAGACAGCUUUAUAGACGAUGAAAAUAAAUUUAAUAAAACUAAUGAUGUUUGUGAAGAGCUUUUAUUAAAUAUGCCAAGUAACAUAGAAAAUAACAAAUGUCACGAUAGAGACAAUGCAAAUAAUGGUAGAGAUGAUCAAAAAAAUGAUAAAAAUAAUCAAGAUGACAAAAAUGAUCAAAAAAAUGAUAAUGGCCGAGUUGACAAAAAUGAUCAAAAAGAUG
Racocetra persica is the source of this 490-nucleotide messenger RNA. The record is from the annotation of a GenBank genome assembly. Lineage: Eukaryota; Fungi; Glomeromycota; Glomeromycetes; Diversisporales; Gigasporaceae.